GUAUCUCACUAUUUUGUAGUCUUUCGUAGCAGUAAUGUUAACGACGUCGUUUAGCAUAAGCAUCGAAAAACUUGAGCCGGCUCCGUUCGCUGCCUUUUCAUUUUCGGUGCUCUCUCGAGUCUGUUGCCUAGUCUCCUAGCUAACUCGGUGCUCAGGGAUUGGGCUACACUUAUUUCGAAGUCUAUUUCAUCUGGGGAGAGGAAACUAUGCAAUUUUUUGGUGGAUCAGAUAUUAGUCCAUCGCCACCGGCACCAACAGCUUCAGGGAACAAUGCGCACAUGAUGUAUGUGUUCAAUAGGAAUGGGGUGUGCUUGCUUUACAGGGAGUGGAAUCGUCCACUUCAUACCCUCAAUGCGCAGCAGGACCAUAAGCUUAUGUUUGGUCUUCUUUUCUCCCUCAAGUCGCUAACUGCCAAGAUGGAUCCCACGAGUGCGGAGAAAGGAAACCUUGGGAUGCCUCAGUUACCUGGCCAAGGUUGUUCAUUCCACAGCUUUCGUACAAAUACAUACAAACUUAGUUUCAUGGAAAGUCCUUCCGGGAUAAAGAUUAUCUUGGUUACUCAUCCCAGGACUGGUGAUCUACGCGAAUCCCUAAAGUACAUUUACAACUUGUAUGUUGAAUAUGUUGUCAAAAAUCCCCUCUAUACUCCUGGAACUCCUAUCAGGUGUGAGUUGUUCAAUACAUCUCUGGACCAAUAUGUAAGGAGCAUAGCCUAGUACGUCAAGUUAAAUUCAAUUUCUGUCAUCUGGCUAUACACUCAAUCGAAGCCUGGCUCCUAGUGCACCUGAAAUUUCGAAAGGUGUGAUGGAAUUGCAGUUGUAAAUCCUUUUCGUUCAUUAACUGAUUGAUCAACUUUGUGCCAGUGUAAUCUUAAACUGAGUUUGUCCAUCCUUUUCUUUAAGACGUAUAUGGUUCCUUUACGUAUUCCAUCAUUAUGAUUUAAGAAACCCUUUUCUGUAAGAAAUAUCAGGCUUAUUUUGUGAGUGCCGCCGCUGCUGCUGCUGCUGCUUCUU
Molecule: messenger RNA, 1013 nt
Organism: Manihot esculenta (cassava)
Lineage: Eukaryota; Viridiplantae; Streptophyta; Magnoliopsida; Malpighiales; Euphorbiaceae
Product: trafficking protein particle complex subunit 1
Exons: 5
Coding region: 207-716 (169 amino acids)
Biological process (GO): endoplasmic reticulum to Golgi vesicle-mediated transport
Cellular component (GO): TRAPP complex
Source: RefSeq, a predicted model, not a curated record